Messenger RNA from Xiphias gladius (swordfish), 2464 nucleotides. It is a transcript of the gene cdkal1, whose product is annotated as CDK5 regulatory subunit associated protein 1-like 1. The record is from RefSeq and is a predicted model, not a curated record. NCBI's taxonomy places the organism in Eukaryota, Metazoa, Chordata, Actinopteri, Istiophoriformes, Xiphiidae. Gene Ontology annotation, cellular component: endoplasmic reticulum. Gene Ontology annotation, biological process: tRNA methylthiolation. Bases 130 to 1824 code for a protein of 564 amino acids. Gene Ontology annotation, molecular function: tRNA (N(6)-L-threonylcarbamoyladenosine(37)-C(2))-methylthiotransferase activity; 4 iron, 4 sulfur cluster binding. The transcript has 15 exons.
AUGGCGGUCUGAGAGUUGUGGUAACAAUGUUUUGAUGGCGUAAAUGGUAUUUUUUUCCAUUAUCAAAACAUACAUUCAUUGGAAGUCGCAUUUAUCUUAACUAAUAACAACAUUGCGACCAAGACCAUCAUGGCAUCCGCCUGUGACUCUCUGAUUGAAGACAUUGAGGACAUGGUGUCUUCUAGUGACCCCACUCCUCACGAGAGACAGUCUGCUAGAAAGAGUAUCAUACCGAGGUCCAGGAAGAAAAAAGAGCUUCUGAGCAAUGAGGAGCUCCAUGCUGACAGUUUGAUCCCUGGCACCCAAAAGAUCUGGAUGAAAACGUGGGGCUGCAGCCAUAACAACUCUGAUGGAGAGUACAUGGCUGGACAGCUAGCAGCCAGCGGAUACAAGAUGACUGAUGACCCAACAGAAGCAGACCUGUGGCUGCUCAACAGCUGCACUGUGAAAAACCCUGCAGAGGACCACUUCAGAAACUCAAUCAAAAAAGCCCAGGAACAGCAGAAAAAGGUGGUAGUAGCAGGUUGUGUUCCCCAGGCCCAGCCACGGAUGGAAUACCUCAAAGGACUCAGCAUCAUUGGGGUCCAGCAGAUUGAUCGAGUGGUGGAAGUAGUGGACGAGGCUGUUAAAGGCCACUCAGUUCGCCUAUUGGGUCAGAAGAAAGAUGGAGGCCGGAGGCUCGGGGGAGCUAGACUGGACCUGCCCAAGAUCAGGAGGAACCCUCUCAUUGAAAUCAUCUCCAUUAACACUGGGUGUCUGAAUGCAUGUACCUACUGUAAGACUAAGCAUGCCAGAGGCGACCUGGCCAGCUAUCCCAUUGAGGAGCUAGUAGAGAGAGCCAGGCAGUCAUUCCAGGAGGGAGUGUGUGAGAUCUGGUUGACCAGUGAAGACACAGGAGCUUAUGGUAGAGACAUAGGGACAGACCUUCCCACAUUGCUAUGGAGAUUGGUGGAGGAGAUUCCUGAAGGAGCCAUGCUGAGGCUGGGUAUGACCAACCCACCAUAUAUCCUGGAACACUUAGAGGAGAUGGCUAAGAUAUUGAAUCAUCCUCGUGUCUAUGCCUUCCUUCAUGUUCCUGUGCAGUCGGCCUCAGACAGUGUACUGAUGGACAUGAAGAGAGAAUAUUGCAUUGAUGACUUCAAGAGAGUGGUGGACUUCCUCAAAGAGAGGGUCCCAGGUAUAACCAUCGCAACAGAUAUAAUCUGCGGUUUUCCUGGGGAGACAGAGGAAAACUUCCAAGAGACAAUAGACUUGGUGAAAUGCUACCGAUUCCCCAGUCUCUUCAUCAACCAGUUCUACCCCAGACCUGGUACACCUGCCGCCAAGAUGGAGCAAGUACCAGCACAUGUGAAGAAGCAGAGGACUAAAGAACUUUCACAUCUCUUCCACUCUUACGACCCUUACAACCACAAGGUAGGGGAGAGGCAACAUGUGUUGGUGACAGAGGAGUCAUUUGAUGCCCAGUACUACGUGGCUCACAACAAGUUCUACGAACAGGUGCUGGUACCUAAGAGGGCAGAGUUCAAAGGGAAGAUGAUUGAGGUGGACAUCUACGAGGCAGGAAAACACUUCCUAAGAGGCCGGCCAGUAGAAGACAGUGAGCCGUUCACUCCCUCCAUUGCUCAACCACUUCAGAAAGGAGAGGUGUCUGGCCUGAUGCAGGAACAGAUUGCAAAUGGCAUCCAAGGUCCUGCUUCUACGCCCUCUUCUUCCGUUUUGUCGAUCGGCUCUUAUGGUCUAGACAGGGAAGUAGUGAAGAAGCUGGGGAUCGGGCUCACUCUGGCUGCAGCUAUCUUGGCCUUUAUCGUGGAGAAACUGUUCUGAUGGAGCAGCUGUGGGCUGGAAGAGGAUUGUGAACCCGGGAGAGGACAGUGACAUCUGAGGAGCCCGAACAGUGUGUUUGAAGUGGCAGAAUACAGAUUCAAAGCUGCUUUCUGCUUAGAUCCCCUGUAACCUGCUUUCAUUCAGUUUAAAAGAACCCAAAGAGAAAAACAGCGGACGUCAGUGACACCUACAGAGUCAAGGAUUAUUUUAUUUGGUCUGUGAGAUUUAGUCUCUUGUUUUUAGUACAGUUAGAGUUUUACUUUUAGUUAAAGCGCAUAGUUUACCACUUUACUGUUAUUUUACUCUGUUUGCUCCAAAUACAGUGAUGUCAGUGUCUUCUUUUGUCAGUGAUGAAGGAAUAGCCACAUGGGCAAUGACAGGUCAGCAGUCUUCACAGACCUUAGCAAACACUUUAUAUGCACCUGUUCGGUACAAAUUACAUCUUAGUUAUACUAGAUUUUAAUUAGAAUCUAUUUCGAGUGCAGAUUUUGUUACAUAUUUAUGUUUCAUUGAGAGAGUUGAACAUUUUCAAAGUGUAGGCUGUUUCAGGAACAUGCUUCAUGUACACUGUGUCUAUUGUUCACUGAUGACAGCAGCCUGACAUUCUCCGUAGACUGAUAAAUAAAUGAUUUGAACCAUG